GCAGGGGUCAGUGUGACAUGGGGUAGGGCUCAGAGGAGCCAGUGAGAAGGAUCUGUAGUUCAAAGAAGGAGCAGCUAAUUUCUAAGCUGAAGACACAUAAAUGUCACACCGAGAGGGGGAUAUCAGCCACAUUAAGUGGGGACAGGACUUCCCAUUUAAAGAUCACGUUAAAGACCAGGUAUCAAGACAGAAAUGAUGCACUUCUGCCCGGUAUUCACCCUUCUCACAGCAGCUGGAACUCUAACCACUGUAAUCGCAACAUCAGCACAAGAUCAGGAAGUCAAGCAAACAAGCUGGGUGAACAGAGACACUGACAACGCAUCCUUUGUGGUUUUUCUGAACUCAGAGGCUGAGCUAUGCUUGGGGACCCUGAUCCACAAGCAGUGGGUUCUCACUGCAGCUCACUGCUUCUUACCAUUUCUUCAGAUCCAGAUUCCUGCUUCAGAAGCUUCAAAUUUUCAGAAUACAGAAUUGAAACAUGAGUUAGUUGUCAAACACCCCAAUUUCACCCAGGACUCCGUUGAACAUGACCUCAUGCUCAUCAAGCUGCAACGCCCCCUCAAGCCCAGUGAUGGGCAGAAGCUGGCCAUUCUGCCUAAUACCACAGAUGACAAACCCGGGACCACCUGUACUGUCUUUGGUUGGGGCUGGACAUGGAAGGAAUACAACCUAGAUCCCAAUAUCCAGAUAAGCCAAGUUGUUGUUUGGCUCUCGAAUAGAGACUGCGGCGAAGACUUCUCUUCCAGACAAACUUCUAGCCUGGCCUCAGACAAUGUGUUCUGUGCUGGGUCAUCGCUGAGCACCACACACUUGUGUUCGGAAAUCACUGCUGCUCCAGUCCUGUGCCAAAAUCAGCUCCAAGGGAUCCUGUCCUGGUCAGAAGGGUGUGUUCUGAAAGGCAACAGGGGCCACUACACUAAGGUAUCUCACUAUGUAGACUGGAUCUUUGAAGUCAUUCAUACCCAUUGACCUCCUUCACUUCCUUUUCCUGGUGCCUCAGAACUGGCCUCAUCAGCCUCAAUCUUCAGUUUCCUCCAGCUUAGACCAAGAGAGGAAUAAAGUCUUUGGCUG
Messenger RNA from Ochotona curzoniae (black-lipped pika), 1071 nucleotides. RefSeq names its product serine protease 58-like. The record is from RefSeq and is a predicted model, not a curated record. The coding region runs from base 193 to 969 and encodes 258 amino acids. The transcript has 6 exons. NCBI's taxonomy places the organism in Eukaryota, Metazoa, Chordata, Mammalia, Lagomorpha, Ochotonidae. Gene Ontology annotation, biological process: proteolysis. Gene Ontology annotation, molecular function: serine-type endopeptidase activity.